AUGAACCCCAAGCGGUGUGGAAACGCCUUAGUCGGCAUCGCGGUAGUCCGCCACUCACCUCUCUCAAAUGCCCCCGCACGGGAGUACCAGUCACCGGCGAAGGAGUCACUAAGGCCUACUCCCCAGCAGCAUGCAUUGCUUGAGCAAUUGGCGGCGGAGGAUGCGGCAUGGCCCAACAUUCCUCCUCCUCCUGUCCCUCCGCUCUCUCCUGCGGACGUCCGUAGUGCCGCCGCUAGGCAGCGUCACAAAGCCCCGGGCCCGGACGGGUGGCGGGGCUCCGAGCUCGAACAUCUGCCGGAGGCCGCGCUGCAAACCGCGCGCGACCUCUUUGCGCAAGUGGAAGCUGGUCAAGACUGGCCGGCGCAGUUGGGCCACUGGAAGCAGGUCCACUUGCAGAAGCCCAACAAGGAGUUGGGCGCCUUGGCCUCCUUGCGCCCCAUCUCCUUGAGCUCGGUUUGGUACCGGAUCUGGAGCGGGAUCCGUGUUCGCCCUUGGCUUGCCCAGGUCUUGCCGGACGAGCAGCAUGGCAGUGUCCGCCGCAAAGGGGUACACACCGCACUGGCGCUGCUUGAGCUGGGUAAGGACCCGAUGCGCGCGGGUCGUGAUGGGUGUUUUCGCUUCAUUGGCGCGGCCGAUCUAGCUAAAGCUUACGACUCCCUGGGGGCAGAGUUCUGCACUCGGGAUCUUGGCCGCAUGGGUGUGCCGGCUUCGCUACUUCAGGCUUGGGACAGGGCUUGGCGUGUCCAGGGGGAUGCAGCCUCGCCGAUGGCCCUGUGCGCCGUCAUCAGUGAAGCACUCGUGCGGGUGAAACGGCACGCCGCGGCACUGGGGGGGCAGCACCUCCAUCGGGUAUACUUAGAUGAUAGGUCUUGGAUCACUUCCAACGCGGACUUGUGUGCAUCCAUCGGCCGCCGGUGGAAACACGAGAUGGGUCAUGUGGGCAUGGCGGAAUGCCGCAGCAAGGCUGAAUACGCCGCCACGGGCGGUUUGGCCGCACAGACUGCGCUGCAGGAGACGCUGGAGCAGUCGGGCACCGUGGGCACGGUGGUGGAGCGCCCCAAGGUGCUUGGCACUCGGCUUCAGCUGACACGGGCCCACACGGGGCCCAGUGAGGAUGAGACUAAGCGGCUCAACACAGCUCAGUACCUCAUCCUUGAGGCUGCCGCCCUUCCGGUCACGCGCCACCAAGCCUUGUUUUUCGCAAAAAGCACGGGCAUGGCCGUGGCCACGUCGUGUGGAUGGUCACGACUUCCCAAUCUGCAGGAGCUCCAAAAGCUGCAACGCGCCAUUGAUGCGUGUCACGGGGAUGCACAUAGUCUUUGGGGCGGCUGGCCCGCUGCACAGAUUGCUGGGGCGCAUCAGACACUGCACCUGCUUAUGCACUUGGAUGGAGGCCUCCGUGACUGUUGGCAGAGCAUGCGCCAGAACCAAGGCCCUAUCAUGAUGCUCCGGCGCUGGAUGGAGCGACAGGGCUGGAACGCCCUCGAGCCGUGGGUCUGGGAGCACGCGGAUGCCCACAGCAUCCUUGAUGCACGGUUGCCUGCUCACCGUGGGAAUGCUGCCUGGUUGGCAAGGGGAGGACGCGUGGUGUGCUCACUGCCGGGGCAGGGUAAGGCUCAUGUGGCCCACGUGCUCCGUGAUGCUUGGCACGCCCAGCAAUGGCGUGAGUUUCAAGACUCCGGUACCAAAGCAGCUCAGGCUGCGGGCCAUUUGCGAUGGCGGGACGUGGAACAGAGGGCGGUUCUCGUCUCCAAGGCGUGCGAGGCUGCUCCGCCUCCUCUUCGACCUCACAUGCGAGCCAUUGCCGUCGGCCACUGGGUUAGUCAGGCUCGGUUCCAGUUGACCCAGGGCCUGGCAGUGGACCCAUGCUGCUACUGCGGUGACGCGCACCCGGACAGACUUCACGAGUGGACCUGCCCGGGUUUACGCACGGACUCCCGACACCUCCCACCCGACCCUCUCUUUAGGGCUUUGGGUUGGCCCCGAUGUGGGCAUAGUGACGUGGAUGCUAGCCUCCUCUGUGAGUUGGCGCGAGUACGAGCCAGGAUUGUAGCGGACCGCUACCCUGCACCUGCCUCGACCUUCGUCACCCCGCAAGCGAGAAGGGCAGGGCGGGAGGGGAAAAGAAAGGAAUCCCUGUGCUGA
Symbiodinium sp. CCMP2592 is the source of this 2145-nucleotide messenger RNA. The record is from the annotation of a GenBank genome assembly. Lineage: Eukaryota; Dinophyceae; Suessiales; Symbiodiniaceae.